This is a messenger RNA of Triticum dicoccoides, 969 nucleotides long. RefSeq lists its product as uncharacterized. Bases 88 to 669 code for a protein of 193 amino acids. The transcript is spliced from 2 exons. NCBI's taxonomy places the organism in Eukaryota, Viridiplantae, Streptophyta, Magnoliopsida, Poales, Poaceae. The record is from RefSeq and is a predicted model, not a curated record.
CUGUCUCUCUCACUCGCUCACCCUGAAGAAAACAAAGACCUAGAUCCCCUCCUCCCCUCCCACUCUCACUCCCCUCCGGCUCCUCCGAUGGCGGCCACGCCUCACCCGGUGACCACCCUCGACGACGUGGAGGAGCUGCUGCGGUCCUCUAAGGAGAAGGGGGAGGAGGUCCCCUGCUGCCAACUCGAGGCGGACGCGGCCAUCAACGCCGCCGUCAAGCUCAAGGCCAUGGUCGACUCCGGCGCCGUCCGCCUCGUCAACCAGGUGAUGCUGGCCAACAAGCUGCAGGCCAAGGCCACCGUGGAAGAAGGGUUCAAGGAGAUCAUCGACCGGACGCUGUUCUCGCCCCGGGAGAUGCAGGCGCUGGACGAGAGCAUCGCCGUGCUCAAGAACAGGCUCCAGAUCCCCUACGCGGUCGCUUACCCGGAGUCCAUGGAGGAAGAAGCAAUAAUCUCUGAGGUGCAGUCUCAACGGGUGGCGUGGGCUAUGGGUCUCAUGGGGCUGGAGGUUGAGAAGGAGGUGCUGGAAGAGCAGGCACCGAAGGAACUGGAGGAGUUCCAUAGCAUGCUUGCUGAUGCGCUGCAGACGCCUUCAUUCAUGGGCUCGGGGAGCACAGACCACAAGUUCCUCACCCAUUCUGGGCAGCUCGAGCUAGAUGACAUGGAGUAAAACCAUUGAGUUACCACUGACUAGCUACCAUAUGCUUUGCUCGAAUGUCUGGUAGACUCUGCUUCCAUUUUGGCUGCCAAACCAUCUAUCUAUCUUGGGGCAGGAAUUAGUUUUAUAUUAUGUAGGUUGGGUGAUGAGAGUAUGUCUCCCGUCUAAUUGGUCACCAUUUGCAGAAAGAACGGCCGUAGUUAACCGGUUUAGAAGUCGUGAGAACCUUUAAUGGAUGAUGCUUUGCGGUUGCAGAAUCGAACAUGUAACCUACCUGGCUUCUGUUUAUUAGUGUUGUUGCUUGAUUUGCUA